AUGUUACAAAAUGUAUUGAUUUCAUCUAUCAGUAUUUACUACUUCCAUUUAUACGUAUAAUUUUAUAAUGUAAAUUUGUGAAUUGCAUAAUUAUAAGACUAACUCGAUUGAAACAUAUGAAUACUACUACUUGAUUCGAUUUCUUGUAAUAGACGAGCGCUAUAAAUAGUGUUAGAAAACGGUUUUCGUGGACCUAGGAAUAUGACAAAGCAUAUCAAUUGCAACAAGUAAUUGUUGGGACAAGUCGACAAGGUAAACCAAUGUCUAGUUUAGGUUGUCUGUUACUUGGUUCAAUUUCAAAUUUCUGAAUGUAAAAAUAUAAAUCUGAAAAUUUGAAUAUUUGGAUAUUUGGAUAUUUAAAAAUGUUUAAAUAUCUAAACUUCUAAAUUGAAAAAUUUAGGGAUCUGAUUUCUACUUUCUCAUAAUUGGCGGUUUAGAACAUGCGCAAAAAAGCAACCAAUCAAGUUUGGGCAUCUGUUAUUAGGGUCCCCACUUCUUUUCCUAUAUUCCUAGAUCCGUAGUCUCUUUGAAACCUAGAUGUCGCGUGCGUAACCGGAAAACUUCUAGAAAUUGAUGAAGUGCGAACAAGAAAUAUGUUAUAGAUAUUGUUUUAUGUUGUUAUUUUACAUCGAUUAACAAUUAAAUUUACCUAUUUUUUUGUCGUUCGAUUAACUUGAAAUUUCUGAACAACAAAGUGUUGGAUUUGAUUCGUGUUGUAUUUUCGAGUGACGCCGUAGCCAUGAUUGUUUAGUUUCGGGGGGAUGAAAAGUGAACGCGAACGACGGAUUUGAAUGAAACGCGUGUGAUCACAGCAUACCAAUGUAUUUCUGUGUUUAACGAGUGUGCCUGUUAAUUAAGAGAUAUGGCUAUUUAGAUAUUUCUUUGAAAUGUGGUUACGAAGCGAACAUGUUGGUAGAAGAUUGCGUGGUCGUUUAAAUAUAAACACCGCAUCUAGAACCAAAAUAUCCAAUCAUCGACUUCAAAUUAGUAGUUUCCGGAAACUUCCAUCUGUUAGCAAUAAUAAUCAUCGUACUGAUAUACCAAAUAAAUGUGGCAGGCUAACACGAUGGAGGCAUAGAUGUAUUCAUUUUUUAAAAGAGGCUUGUAAAGAAAAUGUUUUACGUUUUGCGAAGUCUACACCUAGUAGACGAGAGAGAAGACCUCGUAGAAGAAAAUGCAUAAAAAGAUCAAUGGUUACUUCAACUCCAUUACAUCGAACUUCCACAAAAGAUGCAGUUAUUCCACCAAAAUGUGCAACAGUAUCUAAGGUUUCUGAAGAAUCAAAAGAAAAUUGGAAUACAACUACCUUAACUCUAUAUUCCUCUGUGCUAAAUACAGAUUCAUGUUACUCCUCUAUAUCUACUAUAAACGAUUUCAAAUCUUCAAGCUCAAACGUAUCACCAUUAUUAAAUCUAAUGUCUCCAGCACCUGUAGGAUCAAAUUCAGACCUUUCAUAUGUAUUGGAGGAUGAUGAAGAUAAAAAUAUUGACACCGGCUCACUAUACUAUUCUGCUACUUGUACACAAACAGAAAUAACUGAAGAAUGUUAUAAUAUAAUGCAUUCUACAUCCAUGUAUGGAACUCGACCCUAUCCAUCAGAAAAAUAUUUUCCAAACGGAAAAUAUGCAUUUAGUAAUAACAAUGCCAGUAACAGUAAUUUAUCAAAAAUUCAAUAUUCUAUUGACAGUCCAUCAUCAAAGUAUGAGUCGGGCUUUGUUAAUACAAAAUACAGUACAACAGCUAUGUACAGUUUAAGCCAUAAUCAUUCAUCUGACACAAAUGGGAAUGUUACGGAAAAGUAUGAUUCUGAUGAUAUUGAGGGCGAUUAUCAUGACGUCGAAUACAUGGAAGUUGGAAGCGAAGAAAUAGUAGAAAGUUGUGAUAUGGAAAAUAUGGUUACACAUGUUCAAGAAGAUUGGGAACCGUUUGAUCCUUAUGUUUUCAUCAAGCAUUUACCGCCUUUGACUCCGGCAAUGAGAGCCAGAUGUCCUGCUCUUCCACUUAAAACACGUAGCAGUCCAGAAUUUAGUCUCGUGUUAGAUUUGGAUGAAACAUUAGUGCACUGUAGUCUACAAGAACUUUCGGAUGCAGCAUUUCGUUUUCCAGUUGUCUUUCAAGAUGUAACAUACACAGUGUUUGUUAGAACACGACCGUAUUUUCGAGAAUUUUUAGAACACGUGUCAUCACUGUACGAGGUAAUCCUUUUUACGGCGAGUAAACGGGUGUACGCGAACAAAUUAAUGAAUCUGUUAGAUCCGACACGAAAAUUGAUUAAAUACCGUCUGUUCCGAGAACACUGCGUUUGUGUUAAUGGAAAUUAUAUCAAGGAUCUAUCUAUAUUGGGUAGAGAUUUAUCUAAAACUGUUAUUAUUGAUAAUAGUCCACAAGCAUUUGGAUACCAGUUAGAGAAUGGUAUUCCUAUAGAAAGCUGGUUCGCUGAUCGUUCAGAUAACGAAUUAAUGAAAUUGUUACCUUUCUUAGAAAACUUAGUAAAUUGGGGAGGGGAUGUUAGACCACGUAUUAGAGAACAGUUCCGGCUUUUCAGUUUUCUACCACCAGAUUAAUUUAGUCAGCACAAAAUUAACAUAAUCGAAGUACUAACCUGUGUAGGUAUGUACGUGUAUGUAUAUCUUACAGGUAUUAAAUACAUAAAUGUAAGAUAUUAACACGAAGCGUGCAAAAUACACGCCAAAAAUUUAUACAAAUUGCAAUAUUUUAUUAUUAAGUACAUUCAGUAAUGAAAUUUGAGAAUGAUUCAAAAUCAA
Megachile rotundata (alfalfa leafcutting bee) is the source of this 2765-nucleotide messenger RNA. RefSeq lists its product as uncharacterized. Gene Ontology annotation, molecular function: phosphatase activity. NCBI's taxonomy places the organism in Eukaryota, Metazoa, Arthropoda, Insecta, Hymenoptera, Megachilidae. The record is from RefSeq and is a predicted model, not a curated record.